AUGACCAAGGUACAGGAACAAGGGGAACUCUGUAUUGUGAGGAGAGAAGAUAGAAGUAUUUCGAGUACGAUGAUUAGGGGAACAUAAUUGGCUAUGUGCAAAUCUGUUUAAAUGAGAAAAAUAUUCCCUGCUGAAAUAUGUUUGCACAUAUGCAGCAAAACAGCACUAAUUACUAAUUAAUUGCAUUAAAUUAGAUAAUAGAUCUAAUUUGGGGGGAGAAGGGGGCAUUUGGUGUAUAUAAAAAAAGUUAAUUACUGGGCGUCAAAUUUGAAGUCUUAUAUUACUAGCCAAGCCUUAAAGGUUACUAGCCACUGCAAGCCAUAGCAUACUCACCAAGGGUAAAUUUCUACUCGCCAAUGGCUAGCGGCAAGUGGAUAUAUUGUUAUUAUUAUUCUAUUAUUUAUAUAGCGCCAGCAAAUUCUGUAGCACUGUACAAUGGAUGGACUAACAGACACGUAAUUGUAACCAGACAAGUAGACGCACAGGAACAGAGGAGUUGAGGGCCCUGCUCAAUGAUCUUAUAUGCUAGAGGGAGUGGGGUAUAGUGACACAAAAAGUAUAAGUAGGGGUGACGGAAGUAGGUUGCUAGAAAAGUAUUAAUUGAGGGCUUAGUAGGUCAUUUUUGACAGUUGCAGGAGAAGAGUCAUGGGGGGGGGGGUUGAAAACCUGCUAACAGUUUAGUUGAUACGCUUUCCUGAAGAAGUGAGUUUUCAAAGAGUCUUUGAAGGAGUGGAGACUGGGUGAAAGUCUAACAGAGAAGGGAAGGGAGUUCCACAGAAAAAGUGCAGCCCUGGAGAAGUCUUGAAGGCGAGCAUCGGUUGGAGGAGCACCAGGAGAGAGCAGUAUCCCGUAGACCAAGAUUACGGAGUAUGAGAAGAAACUGUUAAUGAUCAACAGUGUAAAGGGCAGCAGAAAGAUCAAGGAGAAUUAGGAUAGAGUAAUGGCCACAAGAUUUAGCAGCGAUUAAAUUAUUGGAUACUUUGGUCACAACCCUUUCGACAGAGUGACUAGCGCAGAAUCCAGACUGAAGUGGGUCAAGCAGAGAGUUGGAUUCAAGGAAGUCUGUCAAUCUCGCAUACACAACUCUCUCAAGGAUCUUAGCGGCAAAUGGCAGUAGCAAUAUAAGGCGGUUGUUGGAUGGGGAGUUGUGGUCAAGGCUAGGUUUUUUCAGAAUCGGGGUUAUGGUUGCAUGUUUGAAGGGUGAAGGAAAUGUGCCAGAGAAAAGGCAUAGAUUGAAAAUUUUAGUGAGAGGAAGAGCAAGAGAGUGAGACUAAGUGCAGAUGAGAUAUGAGGAAAUAGGUUCUUAAUAUGCAUUAAUUUUUAGAUCAGUAUUGUAUUACAGUUCCCAUCACUCUCUAUCCAGCAUUAUAACUUUAACAAAGGGCCCCACAGAUGUACCUAUUGGGUUAAUGUGAGAUGCCUUUUGAGAUAACUUACUCAUCAAUUAUUAAUUUAUACAGUAUCAAGUCAGUAAUAUGUCCUAAAAUAACAGUCAACCUCUGCUGCCGAUAGCAACCCCUAUCGUGCCAGCCACUGACAAUAGCUGGUAUAAUAUACACAAUUACAGUGUCAGAUUUUAUUCUAUUGAAACUGACAGUCAGUUUGCCAAGUACAUCUUUAAUCAACUACAGCAUCUUUCAUCACGUUCAUCCGAGGAUGUAGGAGAAUGAUCGGAAUUUCAGCCCCAGUUCUGGGAGUUUUUCCGCCUGAGGAUAUUCAUACCAUGUAUGGUGUACAGGUAUCUAGAAACACAAAGCUAAAUUGUUAUUUCUUUAUAUUUAUUGCAGACACAGAAAAGAAUCUCUCUAUCUGAUAUUUUUUCAGGAAUCAACGAAGAAGAGGUAAGAUUUCGAUGUGUGUAUAAUAAAAUCUAUCUAUCUAUCUAUCUACCUAUCUAACUAACUAACUAACUAUGUAUCUAUCUAUCUAUCUAUCUAUCUAUCUACCUAUCUAUCUAACUAACUAACUAACUAACUAACUAACUAACUAUCUGUCUGUAUAUCUAUCUACCUGUCUGUCUGUCUAUCUAUCCACCUGUCUGUCUGUCUAUAUGUCUGUCUGACUGUCUAGCUAUCUGUCUAUCUAUCUGUCUAUCUACACAUAUGUAUAAAAAUUUAAGGUGUAAGGUUAAAUGCAUUCAUGCUAAACUUAUUAAAAUCCCAAAAUUCAUUAUUUAAAAACAGUAGUUUUUUUCACCAUUGCAUACAUAUUCAUUCUCACACAUGUACUGUCUCUGUGUACCUUUAUUCCUUAUACACACCUGUAUUAUUUUUGCAUACCUGUGCUCCCUGGGCAUGCCUGCCUGUAUUCUCUACAUACCUGUACGGCUUCUAUACCUGUACUUUCAACACACCUUUACUGCUUCUCUAUACCUGUAAUAUGUAUAUAUCUGUACUGUUUCUCUAUACAUGUAAUAUGUACAUAACUGUACUGUUUCUCUAUACGUGUAAUAUGUACAUACCUGUACUGUUUCUCUAUACGUAUAAUAUGUACAUACCUGUACUGUUUCUCUAUACGUGUAAUAUGUACACACCUGUACUGUUUCUCUAUACGUGUAAUAUGUACAUACCUGUACUGUUUCUCUAUACCUGUAAUAUGUACAUACCUGUACUGUUGCUCUAUAUGUGUAAUAUGUACACACCUGUACUGUUUCUCUGUACGUGUAAUAUGUACACACCUGUACUGUUUCUCUAUACCUGUAAUAUGUACACACCUGUACUGUUUCUCUAUACAUGUAAUAUGUACAUACCUGUACUGUUUCUCUGUACGUGUAAUAUGUACACACCUGUACUGUUUCUCUGUACGUGUAAUAUGUACAUACCUGUACUGCUUUUCUAUAUGUGUAAUAUGUACACACCUGUACUGUUUCUCCAUAACUAUAUUCCAUAUACACAUGUAUUGUUUCUGUGUUCUUCCUUCCUAUUUAUUCAGGAUGUGACUUCCAAUGCUUUAUCGGACCAUGGUUUUGGGUUCAGGAUCCCAGUGGAUGGCUGCACCCCACCAGCAGUGGAUGAAGCUGCCAUAAUUAUACCAACUCUACCCGAUCAGCUACACCAGAGUGAGACAUCCACACAGGGUGAGAGAGGGGAGCAGAGAUGGGAUGAACAUUCAAUAGUCAGAUAAUUCACAUUCGGUCUACUGAAACAGGCUUAUUAUCUUCCUAUACAGAUAUUCCCGGAUCAGACGUGCCCUGCACUCCCAAAGAGCCCACAUCAUUGUGCUCCCUGCAACACCUCUCCAGGAUACUAAUCCACAUUUCAGUGAUACUAUCGAUCGCAGCAACUUCCCUGUCAAUCUGUCUCCUCUGUGAGUCCUUCACCCCAUCCUGUCUUAUUCUCUAUACACUGUGCACCCCAUCCUGUAUUAUUCUAUAUACACUCCGCACUCUAUCCUGUCUUAUUCUAUAUACACUCCGCACCCCAUCCUGUCUUAUUCUAUAUACACCCUGCACCCCAUCCUGUCUUAUUCUAUAUACACCCCGCACCCCAUCCUGUCUUAUUCUAUAUACACCGUGCACCCCAUCCUGUCUUGUUCUAUAUACACCGUGCACCCUAUCCUGUCUUAUUCUAUAUACACCCUGCACCCCAUCCUGCCUUAUUCUAUAUACACCCUGCACCCCAUCCGGUCUUAUUCUAUAUACACCCAGCACCCCAUCCUGUCUUAUUCUAUAUACACCCCGCACCCCAUCCUGUCUUAUUCUAUAUACACCCUGCACCCCAUCCAGUCUUAUUCUAUAUACACCCCGCACCUCAUCCUGUCUUAUUCUAUAUACACCGUGCACCCCAUCCUGUCUUAUUCUAUAUACACCCCGCACCUCAUCCUGUCUUAUUCUAUAUACACCGUGCACCCCAUCCUGUCUUUUUCUAUAUACACCCUACACCCCAUCCUGUCUUAUUCUAUAUACACCCCACACCCCAUCCUGUCUUAUUCUAUAUACACCGUGCACCCCAUCCUGUCUUAUUCUAUAUACACCCCGCACCCCAUCCUGUCUUAUUCUAUAUACACCCGCACCCCAUCCUGUCUUAUUCUAUAUACACCCACACCCCAUCCUGUCUUACUCUAUAUACACCGUGCACCCCCUCCUGUCUUAUUCUAUAUACACCCUGCACCCCAUCCUGUCUUAUUCUAUAUACACCCCGCACCCCAUCCUGUCUUAUUCUAUAUACACCCUGCACCCCAUCCUGUCUUAUUCUAUAUACACCCCGCACCUCAUCCUGUCUUAUUCUAUAUACACCGUGCACCCCAUCCUGUCUUAUUCUAUAUACACCCCGCACCCCAUCCUGUCUUAUUCUAUAUACACCCCGCACCCCAUCCUGUCUUAUUCUAUAUACACCCAUCCUGUCUUAUUCUAUAUACACCAUGCACCCCAUCCUGUCUUAUUCUAUAUGCACCGUGCACCCCAUCCUGUCUUAUUCUAUAUACACCAUGCACCCCAUCCUGUCUUAUUCUAUAUGCACCGUGCACCCCAUCCUGUCUUGUUCUAUAUACACCGUGCACCCUAUCCUGUCUUAUUCUAUAUACACCCUGCACCCCAUCCUGUCUUAUUCUAUAUACAACCUGCACCCCAUCCGGUCUUAUUCUAUAUACACCCCGCACACCAUCCGGUGUGAUUCUAUAUACACCCCGCACCCCAUCCUGUCUUAUUCUAUAUACACCCUGCACCCCAUCCAGUCUUAUUCUAUAUACACCCCGCACCCCAUCCUGUCUUAUUCUAUAUACACCCCGCACCUCAUCCUGUCUUAUUCUAUAUACACCGUGCACUCCAUCCUGUCUUGUUCUAUAUACACCGUGCACCCUAUCCUGUCUUAUUCUAUAUACACCCUGCACCCCAUCCUGUCUUAUUCUAUAUACAACCUGCACCCCAUCCGGUCUUAUUCUAUAUACACCCCGCACACCAUCCGGUGUGAUUCUAUAUACACCCCGCACCCCAUCCUGUCUUAUUCUAUAUACACCCUGCACCCCAUCCAGUCUUAUUCUAUAUACACCCCGCACCUCAUCCUGUCUUAUUCUAUAUACACCGUGCACCCCAUCCUGUCUUAUUCUAUAUACACCCCGCACCUCAUCCUGUCUUAUUCUAUAUACACCGUGCACCCCAUCCUGUCUUUUUCUAUAUACACCCUACACCCCAUCCUGUCUUAUUCUAUAUACACCCCACACCCCGCACCCCAUCCUGUCUUAUUCUAUAUACACCCCGCACCUCAUCCUGUCUUAUUCUAUAUACACCGUGCACUCCAUCCUGUCUUAUUCUAUAUACACCCCUGCACCCCAUCCUGUCUUAUUCUAUAUACACCCUGCACCCCAUCCUGUCUUAUUCUAUAUACACCCCGCACCCCAUCCUGUCUUAUUCUAUAUACACCCCGCACCCCAUCCUGUCUUAUUCUAUAUACACCCAGCACCCCAUCCUGUCUUAUUCUAUAUACACCCCGCACCCCAUCCUGUCUUAUUCUAUAUACACCCAGCACCCCAUCCUGUCUUAUUCUAUAUACACCAUGCACCCCAUCCUGUCUUAUUCUAUAUACACCCCGCACUCUAUCCUGUCUUAUUCUAUAUACACCCCAUCCUGUAUUAUUCUGUAUACACCCCGCACCCCUUCCUGUCUUAUUCUAUAUACACCCCGCACCCCAUCCUGUCUUAUUCUAUAUACACCCUGCACCCCAUUCUGUCUUAUUCUGUAUACACCCCACACCCCAUCCUGUCUUAUUCUAAAUCCCCCCCUCACCCCAUCCCGUCUUAUUCUAUAUACACCCCGCACCCCAUCCCGUUUUAUUCUAUAUACACCCCGCACUCCAUCCUGUCUUAUUCUAUAUACACACUGCACCCCAUCCUGUCUUAUUCUAUAUACACCCUGCACCCCAUCCUGUCUUAUUCUAUAUACACCAUGCACCCCAUCCUGUCUUAUUCUAUAUACACCCCGCACCCCAUACCGUCUUAUUCUAUAUACACCCCGCACCUCAUCCUGUCUAAUUCUAUAUACACAAUGCACCCCAUUCUGUCUUAUUCUGUAUACACCCUGCACCCUAUCCUGUCUUAUUCUAUAUACACCCCGCACCCCAUCCUGUCUUAUUCUAUAUACACCCUGCACCCCAUUCUGUCUUAUUCUAUAUACACCCUGCACCCCAUGCUGUCUUAUUCUAUAUACACCCCGCACCCCAUCCUGUCUAAUUCUAUAUACACCCCGCACCCCAUCCUGUCUAAUUCUAUAUACACCAUGCACCCCAUUCUGUCUUAUUCUGUAUACACCCUGCACCCUAUCCUGUCCCGACACCUCAAACUGCCCUCUUUACAAGAUUUUGUGCCAACCACACAGUUUUUUUUUUCUAAUAUUUGA
Pelobates cultripes (western spadefoot toad) is the source of this 6328-nucleotide messenger RNA. NCBI's taxonomy places the organism in Eukaryota, Metazoa, Chordata, Amphibia, Anura, Pelobatidae. The record is from the annotation of a GenBank genome assembly.